Penicillium subrubescens is the source of this 627-nucleotide messenger RNA. RefSeq names its product Rpp14/Pop5 family protein. Bases 1 to 627 code for a protein of 208 amino acids. NCBI's taxonomy places the organism in Eukaryota, Fungi, Ascomycota, Eurotiomycetes, Eurotiales, Aspergillaceae. The transcript is spliced from 2 exons. The record is from RefSeq and is a predicted model, not a curated record. Gene Ontology annotation, cellular component: ribonuclease P complex. Gene Ontology annotation, biological process: tRNA 5'-leader removal.
AUGGUCCGCCUCAAAAACCGCUACCUCCUCCUAGACAUCCUCUACCCCGACUCAACCACAUGGCCCUCCACAAAAACGGUGUCCAGCGGACCACACGCCGCCCAACUAGCCAUCCACGCACCGACCUCUGACGCGUUGACGCCGGGGUUACUGGCGAAGAUGAUCCGCGAGGAAGUCGGGGAGAUGUAUGGGGAUUGGGGGGUGGGUAAAUUGGGGGGUGCUUCUGCGACGGGGGUUCAAGUGAAAUAUCUCUCCCCGGCUACAUCAACAGCCAUAAUUCGGUGCCCCCGCGCCUCAUUCCGCCUCGUCUGGUCCGCGCUCACGUAUAUGACUCACGCCCCCGCCGUGACGGAACCCGGUACAGGCGGAGCUGGACAGAGGAGGCCGAAUGGAGGGCGGGAACGGCCGUGUGUAUUUCGGGUUUUGAGGGUUUCGGGGACGAUGCGGAAGGCGGAGGAGGAGGCUAUUCGGAGGGCGAGGCGGGAGAUUGUUCGUGUUAGGGGGUUGGAGGAGAAGGGGGUUUUGGGGGAUUUGAUUUCCGGGGUUGAGAGGGGGAAUGUGAAGGCUGUUAUGACUAGUGUUAUGGAUGAGGAUGAGGAUGAGGGGAUGUUUGAUGAUAGUGAUUGA